GGGGCGGUGUCAAACGUGACAGAUAGUAGCUGUAAAAAGCUAAAGGUUUUAGUUUGAUUUGGGAACGUUAAGAUCAGCGUUGGAUAAAAGCAGGCCGCCAAACAGAGUGGUGACUGCUGACACCGAGACACUGAACGCUAACCUUACAGGCUGUGUGCUUGUUCAUUUGCUAACGUUAGAGUUCAGUGUGUUAGCUAUUGACACCGAAAAACCCCACGGCCACUGUUUUCCCCUCUCAGACUGAAGUAACUCAGAGACACUGAUACUGAGUUCACUUAAGCUAGCUGUUUAGCUUUUAUAUUCCUCCCUCGUGAAAUGGACAGCACUGAUUUUGCGCCUGCCUCACAGUUACGUUGAUAAACUUGGAGGUGAACGCAUUUAAAAGUUCAGCAUUUUAUUAAAAUGACACUUAGCUAUUAUGUCACUGGUGCCGAAUGGAUGUUUGCCACCUGCUAACAUCGGCUACACUAUAACAGGAUGGAAACGGCAAAGUUAGCCGAGUCAUUCGAGUGGGAACCCGCAAGAGCCAGCUGGCUCGCAUCCAGACGGACAGCGUGGCCGAAACGUUGAAAGAGCUGUACCCUGACAUCCACUUAGAAAUCGUUGCCAUGUCAACAACAGGAGACAAAAUCCUCGAUACUGCUUUGUCAAAGAUUGGUGAGAAGAGCUUGUUCACCAAAGAGCUGGAGAAUGCACUGGAGAGGAAUGAGGUCGACCUGGUUGUUCACUCCCUCAAAGACCUUCCCACCACUCUGCCUCCGGGGUUCACCAUCGGAGCUGUGCUGAAGAGAGAAAACCCCCACGAUGCAGUGGUCCUACAUCCGAGCAAUGCAGGGAAGACUCUGGACACGCUGCCAGAGAACAGUGUGAUUGGCACCAGCUCGCUGCGCCGAGCUGCUCAGCUGAAGAAGAGAUUCCCCCACCUGGACUUCAAAGACAUCCGUGGGAACCUGAAUACACGGCUGAAGAAGCUGGAUGAGAAGAAUGACUUUGCCGCCAUUAUCCUGGCCGCUGCCGGCCUCAGGAGGAUGGGCUGGGAAAGCCGCAUCAGCCAGAUCCUGGAGCCUGAAGACUGUAUGUAUGCUGUGGGACAGGGGGCCCUGGCAGUGGAGGUUCGGGCCAGAGAUGCAGACAUCCUAGAGAUGGUGUCCAUCCUUCAUGACCCUGACACUGUGCUGCGCUGCAUAGCUGAAAGAGCCUUCCUCAGACGCCUGGAGGGUGGCUGUAGUGUCCCAGUGGCUGUGCACACCCAAGUAAAGGACUCCCAGCUGUACCUGACGGGGGCGGUAUACAGUCUGGAUGGCUCAAACAGCCUGAAGGAAACCAUGCAGGUCAGCAUCGCUGUGGGGACCCAGAGCUCAGAAAAGGUGGACGAGCAGGUCCAGCGAGUGGGAGUCACGGCCAACAAGAUCCCAGGUAGCAUCCAGGACGAGGCCGAGAAGCUCGGCGUCGACCUGGCCGACUUACUGCUCAGCAAAGGAGCCAAGGAGAUCCUGACGGUGGCCCGGCAACUCAAUGACGCCAGAUAGGUCUUCCUGGCUGACGGCGGGGCUCCAGAGCAUGCAGGCAGUCGCAACCUGAGCUCCAUCUAAUGUUGAUCUGCUGACUGUUUGCUGCAUGAGGUCAGGACUUGUGGUCAGGGUUGUAGAAAGCUGCUAAACUGGCUGCUAUUAUCCGCUCACUGAGAGUCCCCGCUGUCUUGGUUCCUGUGCGUUCUCACGCAGAGAACCUCAUGGAACCUGAGCCACGUUCAGUAAGAAACACGCCGUGGCCUUCAGACAUUGUUGUCAACACUUAACAGCACCAGUGCUGGCUGAUAUCAGUCUGUCAGUACUGCCGCUAAAAUUCUGCCUUUGUCUAAUCAUUUGUUCCCAAAGCUCAGACCGCUUCAUCCACAUCUGCUGUCGUAACUCGCACAGCAUCUUCUCGUUUCGAUGGCGCCAAAGACAAGCGCUGUUCAUUAAGGCGGACUGUCUGCAAAAUUUCAGUUCACGCUUGUGUUCACUUUGGCACACCCAUCACUAAAGAAGAGGUGACAUCCAGCUGUGGAGGUCUGCUUCAUUCUGAGAGCGUGCUUGCUUCCUCAUUAGCAGAGAGAGCGUAUUUGAUCCACACACUGGGCUUCAGGGAGUGCGUUCUUUGAUGCCACCUUUAACACUGGUAGUAAUGCACAUGUGGAGUGUGUGUGGGUUUUAAUAUGACUGCAGCUCCAGUCCCUGCACGUUCUCACUGUCCUGCUCUGAUUCUUAAAGCAUGCACUGUUGUCUUGUGUAGUGCUUUGCUGGCCACAGGGAUGCACUGAUAUCCAUACUGUACUUACUGAUGUGUGUCAGAGACUGACAUUUAUGUUUUCUCACAUCGGCCGACGUUCAGUGAUGGUGUGAUGCAGAGCUGUAAGUUCAAGGAGAAUAAAAAACCGACACAGAGCACAAAGGAAGCUUCCUGUAUGAGCUCUGACAGAUCAGUGCAUCCCUGCUGGAAGCCGAUGAUGAGGAUGAGCUGUGAGCUUCAUUCUUGUAAGCGAUGCUUGAAGAGGCUGACUCCCCAAAGCUGGACACGCAUCAUCAAACAAGAAAACACAUGUGAUUAGAAAAGUUCCCAGUUUUUGUGAUGAUGAAGACUCUGUCAUGCUGUGGUGACGACCUUCGUCCUGUUACGUUGCUCUGACUUAUAUUUCUGGAUUUAGAUCAUUAUGUAAUAUUGACAGUAGAUUGAUUAUUAGAGCACCUCUGUUAUAUUUAUGGAGUCUGUAUGUCACGAUUACUUUAAGUAUCUGAAAUCACACUGAUGAACUGGUUUGAAGGUUUAAGUAGUGAUCAGGACUCAUCAGCUCACAGACGUCAGGUUAGCGGCACAUAGAAGGUUUAUGCUGCAACAUGCUGUACCACCCCCCCCCCCCAUAUAUCACAAUGUGUUUUUCCAAUGUGUUAAUGAUUUUUACAGUGAUUGUCUAAGUAUUAUCUCAUUUUGCCUACAAACUGCACACCUGCCUUACAUGCAGCAGUCUUCACUCUGCAUCAUAUAUCCAGUGUUCAUGUGAUUCAAUGUUCUUUUUCUAGGUUUUUGUUGCAUAUUAUAUCUAAUUUAAACCUCCUGAGACAAUGAGAGGUCAUGUUAGCCAUAUUUGUUUUCAGCUUUAAUUUCUUUAUGAGUUAACAUAGAAUACUGUUGUACUCAGUAAUGUUCCCACAGCGCCGACUGUUCAAAACAAAAGGUCAUCAUCAAGAAGCAAUAAAGUUACU
Messenger RNA from Pelmatolapia mariae (spotted tilapia), 3242 nucleotides. RefSeq names its product porphobilinogen deaminase-like. Gene Ontology annotation, biological process: heme biosynthetic process. The transcript is spliced from 14 exons. The record is from RefSeq and is a predicted model, not a curated record. Gene Ontology annotation, cellular component: cytoplasm. The coding region runs from base 609 to 1529 and encodes 306 amino acids. Lineage: Eukaryota; Metazoa; Chordata; Actinopteri; Cichliformes; Cichlidae. Gene Ontology annotation, molecular function: hydroxymethylbilane synthase activity.